GGUCAAUCCCACUAUUUCCCAAUUGGUCGCCACUCAUCCCACGCCAAUUGGUCAACGCGAAUACUCGUGAAAUUCCCGCGACCCGGCUAUCUGAACGGCAAUUUUUACUAACCCGGAGGAUGGACGUCCGACCUUACUUGAAUGUCUCCACGACUGUCCCUGUUUCCCCCUCCAUAAACCAGACAGAAAUGCCAGACGUCUGGGAGUACCUAAUUCCCAUACGCGGUCUUCGUCGGACUGAACUGGAACUUUUAGUUCCAAUAAGUGUUAUUUACAUUACCAUAUUUACUUUUGGUUUCUUUGGAAAUGUCAUCCUCCUCUGGGUUAUUCUCGUCAAUCGCUCCUUCCACACACCCAUUAAUUACUACCUUGUAAAUCUCAGCAUCUCAGAUUUACUCAUACUUGUACUUGGUCUUCCUCACGACCUGUAUAUGAUGUGGAACAGGUAUCCAUAUCCGUUUGAGGAGGCCACUUGUCGACUACGCGCAUUCCUCGCAGAAGCCAGCAUGAUCUCAUCCGUGCUUACCAUAACUGCCCUAACCGUUGAACGGUACAUUGCCAUAAUUUACCCCCUGUCUACUGCCAUCUAUGGCUCCAAAAGAAGAACUUGCUCAGAAAGUGGUGGUGGAUUUAAACAAGCAGGUUUGUUUAUGUGUUGUCGGGAUUGGGGAAGGUUUACGAAAGUUCGUAUUACCUUAAUCAUCGUGUGGAUAUUGUCCCCGCUCUUCAGCCUGCCAAUCACCCUGCAGGUCGCCUUGAGUUACAUCUCCCGGAACGAUUCGGCCACGAACUUUCAACCAGUGAUAAUAACUGAGUCAUCCAUCUGCACGGUUUCGGGCGAAGGUGAAGAAUGGUUUUCCUACCCAGUCCUGGCGAGCUUCUUGCUCUUCUUUCUUUUCCCAUUAAUCCUCAUCACCAUCCUCUACAUUCUCAUUCUCCGUGGUGUGCAUCGGUCAAUCCAGUUCACUCAGACUCUACAGACAAGAGGCCAGAUCGAACCAGUGGCGGGUAUUAUGCGGAAUUCUCACCGUCUAGAGAAUGGCCUGACGUCGCCUGCUGAGGCUCCGUGCGUCUUGCCCCUAAGAUCAGGUCGUAGCGUCAUUUUUCGGACGGCACAAGACAAAAAAGAGGUCAGACAACGGCAGCAGUUAUGUCAACUGCAAAAUCAGGCACGGUUACGGACAAACAAAUCCAUGAUCCGGAUACUAGUGUGCAUUAUCAUCGCGUUUUUCACCUGCUUUGCGCCGUUUCACGCGGAGAGGCUGCUGGUGGUCCUUGUGCCUGCUGAGUCAUGGUAUAACAACAAAAUCCUCUGGAAGGUUCACGACGUUCUUUACCACAUCUCGGGAAUUUGUCUGUUUGCAAAUUCCGUCUGCAAUCCCAUUCUUUACAACAUUGUCUUUCGACGCAUUAGAGCCGAGUUCAAGGACGCGCUUGUGUGCUGUGGUAGGAGUCGACGAUUGCGAAGGUCGCGUGGGGAUUCAAACAGUCGUGGGGACAAGACUUUGACCUAUAGACACCCAGCAGAGCUUUCGAUGAUUUCAAGAGAACCAAAAACUGCCGGAUUUUAA
This is a messenger RNA of Mesocestoides corti, 1571 nucleotides long. NCBI's taxonomy places the organism in Eukaryota, Metazoa, Platyhelminthes, Cestoda, Cyclophyllidea, Mesocestoididae. The record is from the annotation of a GenBank genome assembly.